Messenger RNA from Tinamus guttatus (white-throated tinamou), 1132 nucleotides. Its product is annotated as cholesterol 7-desaturase nvd. The record is from RefSeq and is a predicted model, not a curated record. Gene Ontology annotation, molecular function: 2 iron, 2 sulfur cluster binding; oxidoreductase activity. Gene Ontology annotation, biological process: cholesterol metabolic process. NCBI's taxonomy places the organism in Eukaryota, Metazoa, Chordata, Aves, Tinamiformes, Tinamidae. Gene Ontology annotation, cellular component: cytoplasm.
AUGGUGGACAAGCAAGAUAAAUUCAGAGGUAUCUUUAAUAUAUUCACAACUCAGUACAUCUGGAAAACAGACUGGAAGACAGUCUCAAGCAUCGCGCUGCUCGGAGAGCAGCUGGCUGCAUUUCGCACCCAGGAUGGACGGGCCUACGUGGUGGACGCUUACUGCCCUCACCUUGGUGCUAACCUUGCCAUGGGUGGUCGUGUCAUGGGCAACUGCAUCGAAUGCCCAUUUCAUGGGUGGCGGUUUCGAGGAGAGGACGGAAAAUGCACCAGCAUCCCAUAUGCUGAAAAAGUGCCAGAUUUUGCAAAGGUUCGGACCUGGCCCUCCUGUGAAGUGAAUGGGAUGCUGCUGAUCUGGUACCACUGCGACGGGGUUGGCCCGACAUGGGCUGUCCCUGAGCAGCGCGAGAUCGCCACGAAGGAGUGGGUGUUUCGUGGGCAAACAGAGCAUUUCAUCAAAGCCCACAUCCAGGAAAUCCCAGAGAAUGCAGCUGACGCAGCUCAUCUGACUUUUCUCCAUGGACCAGCUAUUCUGAGUGGAACUGAUUUGAGAUACACAAGGUCCAAUCUGUGGGAUUUUAUGAAGCAUAUCUGGAAGGCUGAGUGGCAGCCAGAGCCUGAGCCCAACAAGCACUGUUCCCAGCUGCUGGUUAAACAUCAUGCCACUGUGUUUGGGAAACACUUCUCCUUGCUGGAUUUGACUGUUUCAGCCAGGCAGGUAGGGCCAGGACUGGUUUUUCUGAUCUUUGAGCAUGCUUUCCUGGGCCAAGGGAUCAUCCUGCAGACUGUGACUCCCUUGGAGCCUCUCCUGCAGAAUGUUGUCCAUAAAAUCUACUACCAGAAGAACAUGCCAGCCAUAAUCCCCAAGUUCAUCCUGAAAGCAGAGUGCAUACAGUUUGAACGCGAUGUAACCAUCUGGAACAACAAGCAGUAUCUCCCUAAGCCCCUUCUUGUAAAAGAAGACAGCACGAUCCAAAAGCACAGGCGUUGGUAUGCUCAGUUCUACAGUGAGAGAAGCCUGAAGUUCACGGCGCCUGAGGACCUGGACUGGUGAGGCCCGUGCUCCCCUGUGCUGAAGGUGGCCAAAGCCACCAGGUGCCUCCUGCCCAUUGGAGCUGGAGGACAGCAGAGUU